Pyrenophora tritici-repentis Pt-1C-BFP is the source of this 975-nucleotide messenger RNA. Its product is annotated as HAD-superfamily hydrolase. Gene Ontology annotation, molecular function: hydrolase activity. Lineage: Eukaryota; Fungi; Ascomycota; Dothideomycetes; Pleosporales; Pleosporaceae. The record is from RefSeq and is a predicted model, not a curated record.
CACCACUACCACUCUCCAAGUCCCAGUUCAACUCCACAACCGCAACCAUGGGCAAGGCCAAGUACAUCAUGCUCGACUGCGACAACACGCUUGUUCAGUCGGAGCGCUUUGCUUUCGAGGCCUGCGCCGACCUUACCAACCAGGUCAUGGAGAAGCACAACAUCGAGGCUCGCUACACAGCCGAUUCGCUGCUCGAGGUUUUUGUUGGCCACAACUUCCGCGGUAUGCUCAAUGGUCUGCAAAAGAAGCACAACUUCACCAUGUCCCCCGAGGAGAUGGACGACUUUGUCCAACAGGAGCUCGGCGCUGUCACCAAAAAGCUCAGCGAGAAGGCGGUCGAGUGCCCUGGUGUCACUGACCAGCUCAACUGGCUGAAGAAAGAGGGAUACCCUAUGUCUGUCGUCUCUACCUCUGCCAAGAGCCGUGUCGUCGCCUCCAUCGAGAAGGCUGGCAUCGCCCACUUCUUCCCUCCCGAGCACGUCUACUCUGCCGCCACUUCGCUCACUCCUCCUUCCUCCAAGCCCGACCCCAAGAUCUACCUGUUCGCCGCCGAGCAGCUUGGCGUCAAGCCUUCCGAGGCCGUCACUGUCGAGGACAGCAAGAGCGGUGCUACUGCUGCCAUGCGCGCUGGCAUCCCCUGCAUCGGAUACGUCGGCAUCUACGGCAUCGAGGAGGGCAAGGAGAAGAUGGAUCAGAUGGCCAAGCUCCUCACCGAAGAGACCAAGUGCGGUGCCAUCAUGUACGACUGGAAGGAGUUCCCCGAGUGCCUCAAGAAGAUUGAGGCCAAGAUGUAAAUGCUUGAGGGGCUACCAGGCAUCAUGAACAUCCGAUCAACCCUACCUGCCUUUGCGGUAGUGGGCUUACGACGAGAUUCACGAUUAAUGACUAUAUAGACUCAUUAAUGAAGACUUAGUGGGCACAGCCCCCUGAAGAAAAGCUACCCCGCUUGCAAAGCAUGUGAUAUUUUCUGAACCC